Molecule: messenger RNA, 936 nt
Organism: Auanema sp. JU1783
Lineage: Eukaryota; Metazoa; Nematoda; Chromadorea; Rhabditida; Rhabditidae
Source: the annotation of a GenBank genome assembly
AUGAAAAAGAUUUUCUUUUUACUACAUGCUGUUGCUAUUUGUACUAUCGGUUAUGCUGAGGAUCCUCCGGCUCCAGUCGUAAUUUGGCAUGGAAUGGGUGAUAGCUGCUGUAAUCCCCUUUCCAUGGGGCGCAUCAAGAAAAUGAUUGAAGCUGAAGUUGAUGGGGUCUAUGUGAAGAGCUUGAUGUUCGGAGGAAACGUUUUCACUGAUACCGAAUAUGGAUUUUUCUCUGAUGUUAAUAAUCUGGUCAAGUCAGCUUGCGAUCAAAUCGCUGCUGAUCCAUAUCUUCAGGAUGGUUACAAUGCUAUUGGUUUUUCACAGGGUGCUCAGUUCCUACGCGCUGUGGCUCAGAGAUGUCCAGAACCACCAAUGUUGAACUUUGUCUCUGUUGGUGGGCAGCAUCAAGGGAUAUUCGGAGUCCCUUAUUGCAGCUCGGAUGUCAUGUUGUGUAUGAUGAUGAGCAAGUUGCUCGACUAUGGAGCUUAUACAACUUUUGUUCAAAAAAGAUCUGUUCAAGCUCAAUACUGGCACGAUCCUUACAAUGAGGAAUUGUACGUAAACAAGAGUUUGUUCCUUGCCGAUAUCAACAAUGAGAAAAACUAUUUCAAAGGAAUUUACAAAGAUGACAUUAAGAAGAAGAUGUACAGAAAGAACCUUCUGAAGCUCAAGAAUAUGCUUCUGAUUAAGUUCACCAAAGACAAGAUGAUCAUACCCAAAGAGUCAUCUUGGUUCCAAUACUUCGCUCCUGGUACUAAAGAUAUUCAACCUUUGAAUGAAACAAAGCUGUACAAAGAUGAUAUGAUUGGUCUGAAGAAGUUGGUUGAAAGUGGCAAAGUCAAAUUCCUUGAAAUCGAGGGUGAUCAUCUGCAAAUAACGAAUGAAGAGUUCAAAGAACACGUCAUCGAGCCUUAUUUGAGGAAUAAGCUUGAGUUUUAA